GAGUUAUCUUUCACAGCAAUCGUAGCGUAUUUAUCUGGCCAAGAUGAGAGGGACUGAUAGUCACUGAACGCCUGAUACAUAUUUACUUCACAUUGGACUAAUCAGUGGAGUUAUUAGAAGGGUGCGUUCGUGUAAACCUCCCCAUCUCUCCACGGAAAGGGUGCGUUCGGUUAGAGCAGUUUUUUUCCCUCCACCGAUUGGGGACCCGCCUACCCAUUAGAGGCGCCUGCACGUUAAACUGAGUUUGACCGUACGAGGAUUUGAUUUAUCGCGUAGCAACUAUUGUUUUGACAGACUUGAGUGGAGACUUCAGUGUCGCCCUUCAGAAUCUUGCCGUGUGUGAAGCAGUACAUUCUUUCGGAGUACUGAAAUACUACGCACAUUUUUUCAAUAGCCGUUCGGAGUACCUUUAUUACAUUGAGAUACACAGUGAUCAUAUUUACUGGAAUAUUGCAUCCUUUGGUCUUGGUGUGUCCCCCCGACCAUGAGGAGAUCCGGUGUGUAUAUUGUCAAUGAACCAGCCGAGGACCCACCCAGUGCAGAGAACGGAGGACCAGACCACGUGUACUUAAACAAAAUGUCGGAAGAAGGUGAGAACGGAAUGGGGGAGGAAAUGAUGAACGAUACAGUUGGACUUCCGGUUGAGGCGUCCACACCCACACCAAAGAAAUCCAAAAGGAUUCGUCUCCCCUCCGUAUACAGAUCGUCAUUGGUGAAGCUGUUGUGUGGCCUGUACGCUCUGAUAAUUGUUGUUCUCGGGAUAGUGUUUUCUACUGCCACGUCGCUGACCGCCAGGGAGCGCCAUCAUCAGUUCUAUUUAGAGGUAUUUCUGGUGUACUUGUAUGUAUUCUCACUCGGGUUGUUGAUAUAUUUCCAACUUGGCCUUCUAAGUGGGGUCAAGGUUAAAAACAAUUAUUAUGAACCUAACAUCCGGAUAUCAGUGCGCAAUGACGGAAGUAUCCACAAGUCACCAACUGCGUCGCCAUAUCCAACGCGCGCAGCCGACGCUGGAGCGAACAGGUCGGAGGAGGUUCAGCCUCUGGACCAAAGCAAGGCAGAACAGGUUUCUGUUGGAAGUUUUCAUAGUCAUAUGGAGCUGCCUUCCCCCGGGGGCGUGGCACACGCAGGGGAGGGCAUCAAUUUCUACCUCAGACUGGGUGCACUUGCAUUCGCCUGCGGCAGUGUGAUCCUGGACGGGUUCCACAUCGCCACCUACUUUGAGACGCAGAUGACAGAAGAAUGUAAAAGUCCCAUCUUCAUCUUCGUUUACGUCAUGCAUCUCCUCUUCACCUUCGUCCAGACGUUCUUCCUCUUCAAAAACCAUAAGUUGGUGAUUGACAAGGCAAAGCCUCUUGUCCGAUUUGGAAUGAUGCACCUGAUGGCCACUAACUUGUGCGUUGUCAUCGUUACUGCAAUCACGGAAACAGCCGAAGAUUACCGACAGGAUUACUUCAACAACCUGUUGAAAUACCAAGAACUCAACAAUAUAACACCAAAGGAUAAUAUUACUGGAAGCUGCUACAGACAGGAGACACUCGCCCGAUCUGCCUCUCCCUACCUCUUCCCCAGUCUUAUCAUCUACAGUAUCAUCGCAGCUGGCAUCAUCUACCGCCUCUACCAGUACAUCGGCGUCAGGAUCAAGCAGAGGUGGCCCAGUCAUACCUCUCUGACCAGCUCUGUACCGGCAGGGGCCGCUGCGAUCGACUGUGAAAAGGCCAACAAGGGACUGUUCCUAGGUCUCCUGGUGGCCGUCCUCACUCUCAUCGCCAUGGCAAUCUUCUUUGUGUUCGACACGAGGGUAGAAUCACCUGAUAACGCAAUUAAAGUCUUCUUCACCACAGAGAUCAUCCUGAUGGUCAUCACAAGUGUCGGCAUUGUCUGGGGAUACAUGCGUCUGUCAAUCCUGAAGUUCCUCAAGACCAUCUUCUUCUCAGUUGAUUCGGUAUUGUUGCUUGUGGCGCUAUCAGGGUCUUACAUCUACCUGUGUUUUACACUGAUCUCUGUUUUCUCCUUCUGCUCCGAAAUGGGGACGGAUACCAUCAAAGGUAUCCUCAGCCUUGUCACGAUCGCCCUAGCCAUUUGCCAGAUCACUCUUCAGACCGUCUUCAUCCUCGAUGGCCUCUGUCGUUGUGCUGAGAAUGACGAACAGAUGAUGGCCAAGCCCGGUCGGGCGGUCGUUACCUUCCUUCUCAUCUGUAACCUUGCCAUGUGGAUUGUCAGUAUGUUCGAGAUGAAGAAGACAAAGGUGGUCGAAAUGCAUGAAAAUUUCUACGGAAUUCUGGCAUGGAAUAUCAUCAACCAUCUUUGUGUUCCUCUACUUAUCUUCUUUAGGUUUCAUUCAGCCAUCUGUCUAUCCAAAAUAUGGUACAAUGCCUACCAGAAGGAAAAGAUACCAUAAAGCCUUAAUAUGUGGAACCUUGGAUUAUUUUUGACAAUCCUUGUCUUGUGAGAAUAUCAGGCAGCUCUACAACUGUUGAUUGGAAUAUCUCUUAUAGACCACUCGUGUUGUGGUGGCGUGUAUUUCCAAAAAGCAGGGAUCAAAAUGAAAUGUGGAAUCCAUAAUCCCCAACUGCCUUUUGAGAUUAAGAACUUCAACAAUAAGCACAACUGUAUCAUAUGUAUUGUCAAAGUUGUGCUUGUGAAUGUCUUCACACGUGAAUUUUCGCUAAUGACACUUUGUGUUACACAAGUGAUGUGACGCCUAAUGGGUGCAAUGACGUCUGUGUUGCAAUGCUCAACAAUUUUGGAUGUAUUAUUCAGUAUAAAAUAAUUUAUGCAUAAACGACUGUUUCCACAGGUCGCUUAAGGCAACGUGGAAUUAUGGGAUAUAUAUAUACGGAGGAUUAUGAACGGUGCAACAUUGGGGAAUCUCAGAAUGUUCGAACUACAAUUUACCUUGUAGAUUUGUUCGAAGUGAAAAGCAACUCCAGACACGUGGAUAUGGAUUUUAUGCUGUUUCCGUUGUAUGAAAAACGUAUUGGACCUACAAAGGAUUUUAAAUGCUGUUGAGAUGCAUUAUUUCCAUAGCACAAAUGAUUCUUAAGGGAUUACGUGUUUCGCCAUGAAGAUAUGGACGAAUGCUGUAGAUAUCGUGGUGAUGAAGUGUUGAUCAACAUCUAGCCAAUGUCGUUACGAUAAUGUCGUCACAACAUGGACAUUUCGUGUCAAUAUACGAAUGUGUCAAUGAAAUAUUGUAGGAAUACUUUAUAAUGAUUGUCACGUGUCCAUUCUGUGGCAUUGUGACGUCAAUACGUUCUGCUUUAGACGGUUUAUCGACAUAUAUUUACACAUAUUUGCCAUUUCUGACAUUGUGUUCACAAAUUAUUGACAAUGUGCUCACACAUUGUUGACAUUGUGUUCACACAUUGUUGACUUUGUGCUCACACUUUGUUGACAUUGUGCUCACACAUUUUAACACUGUGUUCACACAUUGUUGACGUUGUGCUCACACUUUGUUGAAAUUGUGCUUGCAUAUAGUUGGCAUUGUGCUUACACAUUUUAACACUGUGUUCACAUAUUGUUGACAUUGUGCUCACACAUUGUUGACGUUGUACUCACACAUUGUUAACAUUGUGUUCACACAUUGUUGACUUUGUGCUCACACAUUGUUGACGUUGUGCUCACACAUUGUGAACAUGGUUGUAGGGACCAGGUGUAAUAUCCGUCGUCUGAUUAAUUCACCAGCACACAGAUCACAUCCUCUCUUCAGAAAAGUAGGAAUUUAAGUCUUAAAAUGCUUCAUAUGUCAUUGUGCGUGUGUGUAUUAUACGAAUGCAUUUGUCUCCGUUCGGAUGCAAGUUGAAUCAGAAUAUAUUUAUAUUUAUUUCUAACUUAUCCCUAAUUGAUAUAUUUUAGAACUGAAUAUUUUCAAAAUCUUUGAUAUCGAUAUUGAUAAGAGAGACUACCGAACACGUUGAAUAAGUGUAUAUUAUAUAAGGAAAAAUAAACAAAUUGAGGACAAGAUUGUCUUUUCAUUAAAUCUCGAGACUGCAAUGAUUUCCAAUUGAUAACAUUUCUUUAUCAACUAAUAUUGCGUUUUUUUCAUCUAAUUUCUGAAAGUAAUUCAUAUUGUCGAAACCUUUUGCAAUUUUUUCUUUAAAUAACUUGCUCGCGGAUAUUUUAUCCUUACUAAUGAGACACCAGGUACGUAAUGUUUUCGUUACACACCUGAAAAAAGUAGUUGUAUUCAAGACCCACGGGGUAAAUAUCCAUGUGGAUAAAUACCUCGUAAAAUGAUAAUUAUUUAUACAAAUCUUUCAAGUGAUAUGAAGCUCUGGAGGUAUCUUUGAUAAUGAUUUUUAUCACAAAGAAGUCAUGUUCAUAAGAGCGUUUAUCGAUUAUCGAUUACUAGGGUAGAAUAUAAAUUUACUUCAUUUCGGUUUCAUUCUGUUCUAUUCAUUUCAGCAUACUGUAUAUUUUGAAAUAUUCGCGGGGAUUUAAUUUCGCUACAUUCUUUCUUUAGAUAUAUCGCGAAAUUAAGAUACAAGGCAAAAUUAGAAUUAACAUAAAAACAGAGAAGUGUUUGCUACAUAAUGUUUACAAGGCAUGAUUGUGCGAAAUAUAAUAUCCGCGAACUAACUAGCUUCGACUGGCAUAACCGCGAAAAAAGCUCUGCGAAUUUUAACAAAUAUACAGUAUGCUGAAAAAACCGUGAAAGAUUCCAUGUCUAAAUUCAUCUUUGUAGUAUCAACCCAUCAUGUGUAAUUCAUGAUAUGACGUCGAGGGACCUACAGUUCCGACAAAUCUGGAAGAUCUGGAAUUACUGCUUGUCUCUUUUCUUUUUCUUUUUCUUUUUGAGUGCUAUAUGUUCCUUGUACCUUGGGAUCAAUUUGUCCUACAAACUUGGUUUUAUCGUAAUUCGUUAAAAGUCUCAAUUUUCACUCGUUAAUGUGUAUGCAUUAUUGUACAUAACAAUAGAUCAUUAAUUUAUUUAUUGAAUAGACAUAGAAAACGUCCAGGACGUGCCUUAAAUAAUUAAUAUCAUCAUAUUAAUUUAGUUGUCAUAAUUAAUUAAUGAUUUGAUAUCCAGUAUGUUUUUACUAAUUGAAAACAAUUAUUUCAUCUUAUAACUGGAAUCUAUCUCUUUACAUAUGAUAAUCUGGUAACAACAUCUGUAUAUAUUUGUUAAGUACAGCAAAUAACAGCAUGAAAUAGUUGGGUUCCCAAUCCACAACUAGACCAUUGAUAUCGGAUGUUUGGGAAUUGAGAAAAAGAAAAUAUCUGUAUUAAUGAAUUUGUUUAUUUGCUGGGCUUAUCGUCCCGUGAACAGAGUCAUUUCAAGACAGUGCCUCCCUGUAGUAGUUGGUGAUUAUCUCAUUAAAUGAUAUGGAGACCCGUCGUAUGCCAUCCAGAGCAAUUACAGUAAAAUGUCUUGCUCAAGGACACAAACACGACACUACCGACCGGUUCGGUUCUCAGAAUCCUUAUAAACACAAACCGGCAUGGGUAGGGAGCGUCGAAUGGAUCUUGACUUGGACUUGAGUGUGACUCUGUAUUCGGACCGGAUUACCGAAUCUGCAUUGUUUAUGAUUCGAAUUAUAGAAAUUUUCAAAGUAUGAAUGUUCAAUGAAAAUUACUUUGAUUUGGUGCUAUACUUGUCGCAUAUAAGGAUUUUUUCUUCAUGUCCUGGCAAGAUAUCUCUCAAAAUAUUGGUAUUCCAAGACGAGGUAUUUUGAUAUAUAUUUAUAUAUAUUUACAUAUAAAACAUUUAUAGGUAUAUAUUUAUGUACAUUUGUAUUGUACAUACAUUAAUAGAUGUAGAACAGUCCGUCUUACCUCUGUUGUCCAAUGUAAGGAUCCCUUUUUCCGUUAGGUGAACUGUUUUCAAAUCAAGCAUUUAAAUGAAGUCAUAAAACGUAACGGCAUAUGAAACUAGAUGUACAAUGGACUACAUUCAAAGCAGUGUUUUGUGGUUUCUUGAUUACAGAACCCACGUUUUGUAUUUUUGUAUGACAGCGAAUAUCGCUUACCUGUAAAAUCACAGGUUUUGUAUGUUUUUGUAAUUUGUAAUUUUUUCAUAUACGAAUGAGAAACUAUCACGUAAAAAAGCAUUUCACAAAAGUUCUUCAAGCUAUAUUUUCAUAUCAAUUGCUAAGCGUUUAGAAUUGACAUUUUAUGCCAUCGAGUGAUGUUUCCUGUUUUGAUAAUUGCUUUCUGUGUUUUUCUUUGAUAGAACCAUGAUGAUUUUUAAAGGACAAAGAUUUAAAAUAGUAUUUCCUGGAGACAUAAUCUCUUAUACCUUCUUAAGAGAUCCUUAUGGAAAAUAGUCUAUGCAACUUUGAACAUUGGCACAAAAGGGGCAAUAUUGUAAAAUAUGUAUGUUAUGUGUAAUUAUGAAAAAAUAUGCAUAGGUAGACUUUUUGUAGAAAUAAAGUAUUUAUACCAUA
Molecule: messenger RNA, 6386 nt
Organism: Pecten maximus
Lineage: Eukaryota; Metazoa; Mollusca; Bivalvia; Pectinida; Pectinidae
Product: proton channel OtopLc-like
Exons: 7
Coding region: 485-2398 (637 amino acids)
Biological process (GO): proton transmembrane transport
Cellular component (GO): membrane
Molecular function (GO): proton channel activity
Source: RefSeq, a predicted model, not a curated record